AUGGAUAAGAAAGUUACAUUCAACUACAUGGUGGAGCCAAAGAACUCAAAAAUGGCUGGGAAAUCUCCGUUUGAUGGACUUAUAAGUGAUACGCUCAUGGAGUUAUUACAAAAUCUGUAUAAAACUGAGUGUACUGAAAUAGCCAAAUUGAAAAAUGAACCAGUCGAGUAUAGAAACUACAUAAAUCUAGUACGCGAAAUAAUAAACAAACGAAUAUGCGGGACAAAUAGAACUUGUCAGAUCGUCUAUCGCAACAAGGGAAUAAACGCUAUGGAGUUAAAACUAAAUGACCGUGAAACUCAAACUUCUCCAUUGCGCUCUCCACCACAAACUAACCGUAAAAAAGAGUUGCAAGAUUUAAUCGACGCAUACAAAAACGUUAUCGCUAAGGUUGAACAUCUCGAAACUGAAUUUCAGAAGUCCUUCACAGAGCGUGGCAAAAACACUAACCAAGAGACGAUAAUCUACGGGGAAUCAUUCAUUAAGUCCUGUUUUUUCAACGCGGUCAAUAUUUUGAAAACAGUCAUAGUCAAAGUAUAUUUGUUGUUCAAAACUCAAUUCCAAAUAUCUUAG
Messenger RNA from Adelges cooleyi (spruce gall adelgid), 573 nucleotides. RefSeq lists its product as uncharacterized. Lineage: Eukaryota; Metazoa; Arthropoda; Insecta; Hemiptera; Adelgidae. The coding region runs from base 1 to 573 and encodes 190 amino acids. The record is from RefSeq and is a predicted model, not a curated record. The transcript is spliced from 5 exons.